Haliotis rubra (blacklip abalone) is the source of this 2349-nucleotide messenger RNA. RefSeq lists its product as uncharacterized. NCBI's taxonomy places the organism in Eukaryota, Metazoa, Mollusca, Gastropoda, Lepetellida, Haliotidae. The record is from RefSeq and is a predicted model, not a curated record.
AUGAAGGGAUACUAUGAUCUGCCGUCCAGUCUCCACUUUACACACAGGUACACAGCACCGGUCACCUUCAGGGCCUACAAUGACCAGGAAUUGCACGUGACGGGUGGGAAGCGGAUCCCAGCGUCCAUGUUCCACAAGGUCACGGAUAACUCUGUUCUUCAGAUGUUGCCACAGAAUGCCCGAGGCAAGGUUCUGCAGGUAAAGCUCUCGGACGCUGGAAUAUCUGACUAUGGCAAAAUCACACAAUUUGGUUUCUACAGACCAAUUUCGUGGUUGGAGCUCUUUAUCAACGGAAACCCAACACAUCUGGCUAGAUACCCGAAUGAGGGGUAUAUAGACGUCACCGCGGUCAGCAGCAAGACCGGCACCACCUUCACACACGGCUCCAGAGAGGAUGCACGAUGGAAACAUGAGAAGGAACCUUUGGCCAUUGGAUACUGGUACUGGAGCUUGGCUGAUGACGCUGUGAAAAUAUCGAAAAUAGACGCACAGAAACACCAGAUCACCCUGGCAGCCCAAACCCGAUAUGGACUGCGAAUUGGCCACUACAAUGAUGCUAAACUUCAAGGUUUCUCUAACCAGGGCGGCUACUUCCGGGUGUUUAAUAUGUUGUCAGAACUAGAUCAGCCGGGAGAAGUCUACCUAGACCGGUCUACUGGUAUCCUGUACGUGUGGCCCAACAUCCCACACGGCACCCUGGCCCACUCUGAUGUCAUCUACGCCUCCAUGGUCACAGACUGUAUUCGGGAGGUGAACAAUCUUCACUUCGAAGGCUUCACUGUUGAGGCUUGUCGGCGGUAUGGAUUUGAUCUGAACCAUGGUCACAAUAUUGACUUCAUGAUAAUGGAGAUAAAGAAUACAGGUGGCUAUGGCAUCCAUUGUUCUGGUGACUGUCGCUAUGUGACCGUGUCUUCGUGUGAGAUACAUCACACCUGUGGAGGAAUUGCAAUUACAGGUGGUGAUCGAAAGACACUAUCUCCAUCUGGCAAUCUGAUACAGGACAACCAUAUCUGGCAGUAUGCACGUGUCGGGGGCGUCGGCUACAACGCCAUCAGUUCCGGAGGAGGCAAUGAUCACGUGAUGGAAUACAACCAUGUACAUCACGUUUGUGUCAACUCCAGUGACUGUGGGGCCAUACACGCCGGGAGAGACUGGACAAUGCGAGGCAACGUCAUCCGCUACAACCACAUCCACCACACUCUGAGAUACGUCCCUGGAGCCCAGGUCCGAGGCAUCAUGCUGGACGACGAGUACUCCAGCGUCAACAUAGAACACAACGUCUUCUACGAUAACGAGGUCCACACCAACAUCGGCGGUGGUCGUGACAACAUCAUCCGCUACAACGUCUUCUACAACGCCACUGGCGACUCCAUACAAGUUGAUGGCAGGGGAUUGCGCAAUAUGCACGAAGCAGAUGUGAUGCAGCAUCUCAAGGCUGUGCCUUACACCAGCCCCCUGUGGACCAGCAGAUACCCUAAACUGUCGAACAUGUCGAACCCUCUUCCACCAGCAGGUAUGGCCGCAACGAAAUAUCAAAUAACAUAUUUUACAACGUACAUGGUGUCCCUAGCAUAUACUACUCUCAAGAGAGGCAUAGAAAAACCAGAGUACUUCAACGUCAGGAAUAACCACAAGUCUGUGUCACCUACUGACUUCUGGUCACGUGAUGAUGGCGACUUCCGGGUCAGAUGUCACGCACAAGAGUGGGCCAAUGCCAUCAAUUUCCCCCAGCCUCCCGAUGUAAACCACGUGGGACCACGCUACCCAACAGGACCCUGUACAUGCAACAACGUCAGUUUUGUUCUACUGUCCGGGUUAGAACUGGUCUCCAGCAACCCAUUCUUCGGUCCAACAGGCGCCAUGACUGUUGCUGGAAAACACUGUUACUUCGCCGACUACGGGUGUGUCAACCACGGCGGCGCCCACCCUGGGAGGCUGGAGGUUGAUGGCUACGGGGAGACUCACGGAGGACUCACAGACGAGGAGAAGUGUCUGGGCAGAGCUACUGCCCAGUGGACGUGGUGUGGGGCUGACCCUGCCCACCCCUACACAAGCAUCUAUGGCCCAACAGGUGCGACCAGACAUGUAGGGGGCGGAUGUUGGAUCAAGAUCUUGACCUGUCCUUCAGACAACAAACUGACUGGCUUCUUCUACGAUGCAUGGGGAGCCACCAACCUUGACACAGAUCAUGACUCCAGCGAGUGCUUGGCCAGGGCUGACUACUUCUGGCAACAUUGUGGGUCACAUCGAGACCACCCCAUCACAGCCUACUACAAACCCAAGGCAAUCUCUAGGACUUCGCCCUGAGAAAAUGUAUGAAUCGAAAAUAUAAACAUUUCUGAAUAUUUA